Parastagonospora nodorum SN15 is the source of this 1374-nucleotide messenger RNA. RefSeq lists its product as hypothetical. Lineage: Eukaryota; Fungi; Ascomycota; Dothideomycetes; Pleosporales; Phaeosphaeriaceae. The record is from RefSeq and is a predicted model, not a curated record. The transcript is spliced from 3 exons. Bases 1 to 1374 code for a protein of 457 amino acids. Gene Ontology annotation, molecular function: oxidoreductase activity.
AUGGAAAAGAAGCGCAUAGCUAUUGUUGGAAGUGGUGUAUCUGGCCUCAGCGCACUAUGGACUCUGCGCAACUCACACCACGAUAUUCAUCUCUUCGAGGCAGCAGAUCGCUUGGGAGGACAUACAAACACAGCAGUAUGGACUCACAAGGGCAAGAGCACGCCUGUGGAUACUGGCUUCAUCGUUCUGAAUACUGCUACCUACCCUAACUUUAUCGAGUUUCUGAAAGCUCUCGAUGUCAAGACAAUUGCUUCCCAGAUGACAUUCGGUAUAUCGCGUGAUGCUGGCGCAUUCGAAUGGUCUGGCACGUCUGGCAGCGCUCUCUUCGCCCAAUCCGAGAAUGCGUUCAAGCCCUCCUUCUGGCGCAUGAUCUUUGACAUAGUUCGGUUCAAUCAGUUCGCCUUGGAUCUGUUGUCUGUGGCUCCAGGCUCUCCGUCAACUUCGAUCACGGCGGAGACAAGUAUUGGAGAGUACCUGAAACAAGAAGGGUACUCCGAGGCUUUUCGAGACGACUACUUGAUACCCAUGACAGCGUGCGUUUGGAGCACAGGUGCCGAUAAAAAAAAUGGACGCGUACAACUCGAGCUGGACGGCGAAGGAGCUGGAAAACCCGAAAUCUUCGACGAAGUGGUCCUCGCCUGCCACGGAGACCAAGCUCGCGAGAUCUUGAGGUCAUCCGCCACGUUGGACGAGGAGAACAUUCUCGCAGCCUUCGAGACCUCACCAAACACAGCUUAUCUUCAUUCAGAUCUUUCACUGAUGCCUGAACGUCGCGCUGCCUGGUCUGCCUGGAAUUAUCUCACGACUUCGAAAUCUUCAGCUCAGUCGCAGAAGCCUUCAGCCUCGGAACCAUCAGGUGCUCUGCAAACCGUUUCGUUGACCUACAAUAUGAACAUUCUUCAAGACAUACCUGUAUCCGAAUUCUCCGAUGUUCUCGUCACUCUAAAUCCAGAGGUACCGCCAUCUCCGUCUACUACACAAGCAGUUUUCGAAUACCGACACCCUCUGUACAACGCGCGUAUGAUCGCUGCUCAGAACCAACUCGAGAGAAUUCAAGGCAAGAGAGGUGUUUGGUAUGCAGGUGCAUGGACUGGCUACGGCUUUCACGAGGACGGUUUCAGCAGUGGAAUGAAUGUUGGACUUAGGUUAGGCGGUAAUGUGCCAUGGGCCGUGAAAGACGCAAAGUUCAGCAGAGGCGUAAGUCCAGUGCUUGGAUGGAAAGAUCACCUAGCCCGAACGAUCAUCGCAAUGCUCCAGAUCUUGGUUAGCCUCUUCGAAAGAUUGUUUGCUGCGAGCGAGAAAUCUAGAGGAACGACGGCACACAAGGGGAAUGGGCUGAGCAAUGGGGUCGAAGCGCUGAAGAAGAAAGCAUAG